Molecule: messenger RNA, 1329 nt
Organism: Cyphomyrmex costatus
Lineage: Eukaryota; Metazoa; Arthropoda; Insecta; Hymenoptera; Formicidae
Product: tachykinin-like peptides receptor 86C
Exons: 8
Coding region: 1-1329 (442 amino acids)
Biological process (GO): G protein-coupled receptor signaling pathway
Cellular component (GO): plasma membrane
Molecular function (GO): tachykinin receptor activity
Source: RefSeq, a predicted model, not a curated record
AUGAAUGGUCUAAAUCUAGAGCAUUUAUAUAACUGUACUGCAUCGAUUUUAGAACGCAAUGCUACGUUACUAUUAAAGUUAAAUCUUAGUGAGAUACGUUAUUUUAUCGAGGAGACGUUAAACAAGUCAACAAGACGUGAAAUUCUACGACAAGCGCUCUAUGACUGCAUCCUUGUUAAUCAGGAACGGCCAUUUGAUUUGCCAUGGUGGCAAAAGCUCUUCUGGUCUCUAAUAUUCGCAGUGAUACUACUCGUCUCGACUGGUGGAAAUAUUAUCGUUAUGUGGAUCGUACUCGCUCAUCGGCGAAUGCGAACAAUAACUAAUUAUUUCUUGGUAAAUCUUUCUAUUGCGGAUCUUAUGAUGUCAUUGCUCAACUGCGCAUUCAACUUUAUCUUCCUCCUUAACUCUAAUUGGCCCUUCGGAAUGGUGUAUUGCACCAUCAACAACUUCGUAGCACACGUGACCGUUGCUUCCAGUGUUUUUACUCUCGUCGUAAUUUCAUUUGACAGAUAUAUGGCCAUUAUGUAUCCUCUUAAACACCAUAUGUCUCGCAAGAGGACAGUGAUUACUUUGAUUUUAAUCUGGGGCAUAUCAUCUGCAUUAGCAACCCCGUGUCUUUUAUAUUCCACAACAUCAUUGCGCAGAUAUUCCAAUGGAACAACUAGAAUCUCUUGUUACUUAUUGUGGCCUGACGGUGGCUAUUUACAUAGCAAAACGGAAUAUUGCUACAAUCUUCUGUUCCUUACUGUAACGUAUCUGGUUCCAAUGUCAGUGAUGGCUGUCUGUUAUACGUGUAUGGGACGAAAGUUAUGGGGCUCGAAAUCGAUUGGUGAACUUACGCAUUACCAGCAAGAAUCAAUGAAAUCUAAACGCAAGGUUGUAAAGAUGUUCAUUAUCGUGGUGACAAUAUUUGCAUUGUGCUGGUUACCAUAUCAGGGAUUUUUUAUUUUCGUGUAUCAUCAUCGUCAUUUUGCAGAAAGUAGUUAUGUACAACAUGUGUAUUUAAGUUUCUACUGGCUCGCUAUGUCUAAUUCUAUGGUAAAUCCGAUUAUAUAUUACUGGAUGAAUAACAGAUUUCGAGUUUACUUUGAAUUAGUAAUCUGCAAGUGCUGUUGCAUGAUAGAUCAGAGAAACGUGCAAACCCAUGGAACACAAGAAAUGGCGGGAUGUCAGCGUUCAGAACUGAUACCAUGCAAUUCAAGUCGUUUUAAAUCUACUUCGGUCAGAUGGCGACAAAAAAGCGUAGCAGAAAGCCAGAUACAGACUUUUAAAGUGAAUACUCAAACAAUGUGCGACGGACUGCACACUAAAGAUGUUGCUAUAAUCUGA